AUGCCGGACUUUGGUAAAAAGAAGACGGCGUCCGAGCCGGUGGGGCCCUUGGAGCUGCCGGGACGCGCGUCGAUGGCGCCCAAACUCGCCGUAAUGGCGCCGCAGGUGCAAGUCAUCGACGGGAACAUCGUCAUCAAUCCUCAGUCACUCACGGUAAACGCGGCGGCGGAGAAAGAUGUCGGGAUGUCGGACUUCAAACGCGUCGAAGAGAGCGGCACGCGCUUGAACUCAGCCACGUAUUCCAACAGGGCAAAGGCGGAGAAGUGGAGCAAGGACGACACCGAGUUGUUUUAUCGCGCGAUGACGCAGUUCGGUACCGAUUUCUCCCUCAUCGCGCGUCUGUUCCCCGGACGCACUCGUCGUCAAGUGAAGCGAAAGUACUUGAUCGAAGACAGAGCGGAUCCGCGACGGGUCGAGGCCGCGAUCAAGCACCGAGACCAAGACCCAGCCAUGUACAAGAGACUCAUCGAGGUGCUUCAGGCGCAAGCCGCCGAGGCGGAUCUCGCGCGCUCGAGCAUCGAUGCGCGCGUGGUUCUUGAUGCGGAUACGGCGGAGGAAGCGACGCCACCUGCUGUCGAAGACGCGCAAGCGACCGAUGAAUCGUCUCCGAAGACUGGUGGUCAGCGCGGCGCGACGAAGGAGGCAGCGGCGCUGUCCGCAGAACAGCCUACGGCGACGCGCGCGCGGCGUUCGCGCAAAUAA
This is a messenger RNA of Ostreococcus lucimarinus CCE9901, 702 nucleotides long. RefSeq lists its product with no specific name. Gene Ontology annotation, molecular function: TFIIIC-class transcription factor complex binding. The record is from RefSeq and is a predicted model, not a curated record. Bases 1 to 702 code for a protein of 233 amino acids. NCBI's taxonomy places the organism in Eukaryota, Viridiplantae, Chlorophyta, Mamiellophyceae, Mamiellales, Bathycoccaceae. Gene Ontology annotation, cellular component: transcription factor TFIIIB complex. Gene Ontology annotation, biological process: RNA polymerase III preinitiation complex assembly. The transcript has a single exon.